Molecule: messenger RNA, 1005 nt
Organism: Cladophialophora immunda
Lineage: Eukaryota; Fungi; Ascomycota; Eurotiomycetes; Chaetothyriales; Herpotrichiellaceae
Exons: 3
Coding region: 1-1005 (334 amino acids)
Molecular function (GO): RNA binding
Source: RefSeq, a predicted model, not a curated record
AUGGCGAGCCACCAACUUGGUAGAAUGGCAGAGACAAUCACCAUAUCUGUCGCUGAGUACGAGUCCUUGAUCGAAACAGGACAUAAAUUUCUUGCCCUGAAGCACGCAUUGCUGGCAGGAGGAGUUAGCACCGAGACAUUGGACGUCUUGACCAGCGGCGAUUGUCCACAGACGGCCCCGGAUGAAGAGUUCAAUUCAGCCAAUGUCCGCGUCAACGAGCCAACCCAAGACGGCGCUCAACACGUCGCUUAUUCACAGAAACCUUUCGAAUCCGGAUUCCCUUCACCUCUUACACCUGAAUACACCGAGGAAGAUGACGCACAAGAGGAGGUAUCAGGAGAAUCGAACGAGCAGACUGGUGAUGCUAUCACGACCGCAAAACGGUCACUGACAAUUUCCGGGCUAUCGCCCGCCACGACCCUCCAAAGCCUCGCUCAGGUUCUCAAAGGUGGUGCCAUCUUACAAAUGUACAUGCGACCCCAACACGGCUCGGCCCAUGUCAGCUUCGUGGAUCCAACUGCAGCACACAACUUUCUUCGCUAUGCACGGACAAAUGACAUCUCCAUCGGGAGAAAGAAGGUGAAAGUAGCAUGGGAGAACCGACAAACUCAGAUGUCCCCAAGCUUUGCCAAAAUCGUCCAGUCGCUCGGCCGAACUCGCAACCUGGUUAUUCGCUUUGUGCACCCAGAAUUGAAUGAAGAUAUCAUUCGAGCAGAUCUCGACCACAUCCAUUACUUGGAAGUUGUCGACCUCUUCUUCAAAAAAGGCCAUGCCUAUAUAUCUCUCAACAGCAUUCGAUCGGCUAUAACGGCAAGGAGCUGCCUGAUGUCGCGCCUCAAGUACAAGAGGUUCCAGAUUGAUUUCCAUCAAGACGAUUGUGCCCAACCGCUGCCACAAAAGCCCUCAGCGACCGAGCCGGUCGCAUUCUCGCACAAAAAUCCCUUCCAACUGCUCUUCGAUGCAUCCGAAGAGUCCCAAGAGUUCUCAAACGCGGUCGAUCGUUGA